Molecule: messenger RNA, 2344 nt
Organism: Geodia barretti
Lineage: Eukaryota; Metazoa; Porifera; Demospongiae; Tetractinellida; Geodiidae
Source: the annotation of a GenBank genome assembly
AGUUUGCUAACAGCACAAGCUGCGGAAAAUGUGUCAUAGAACCAGCAGGGACUAAAGGAGACUAUAUCUCUGCUUAGCUGUCUGGAACCCUUGGUGCAAAUAUAUACUGCAUCCUCAGCACUUUGUGACGUGUGUUUGGUUUCUCUGACAUGUUUUUGCGGGUUGGCAUUUCUGGUAUGUAAGCCACCAGACCAAAUCAUGAAUGACAUACAUUUUCGCAUCUCGCGCUCGCUUGGCGCCCGACCCGUGGUCCUCUAGCUGUGGAAAAUGCUAGUGGUAAGCUGCUCCCGGCCACGGCACCUGCUAGCUGCUCUGCUGUGUCUGUGUAGUUGGAUGACACUGACAGUGGAAGGACUGACUAUAACUGUGAAUAAUGGUCAAAUAUCCGUUUCUAAUGACAACAUGACGAGGAUCAGUGUGUAUGACCUUCUGUUUGAGAGUUCAGGUUUUGAUCUUAACAGAGCUGCUAUAAGGUGUCAGUCUGAACUUAUGUUAGACGGAGUAGGUGGUACUGUUGGAUGUCAUGUUGGUGAUGGGGACACUCCAGUCCCUUGUGGUUAUCCACAACCAGAGUACAUACGUUUUGGUAGUGCUUUUACAACUCGAGGAUGGAAUGGAUUGAGAGCUAAUGAAGUUGGUCGUAGAGUACACUACUUGUGGAGAAGGAUGGAAACUCCACAGGAAGGAUAUAUCAACUGCCAUUUUCCUGAUGACACUAACCCUGUAUUAGGACUGUAUGUCCUCUACCCCAUCACUGAGGUAACUGCAGCUAUUGAGGUGGAGGCAGGAAUAUUGACAUUCAGAGUGAGGUGUACCUCCACUGGUGGUAGAGCUCUCAACAUGGCCGUCUCUGGACCUAAUGGAUACAACUCUGACAUCAGUACCAAAAUACAGCCAGUUGGUACUCCACUGUUUCUGAGUAAUGACAGGUACACUGCCAGGACAGAUGUCCUAUCCAGUGGCACGGUUGGAGAUGUAUUCCAAUGCAAUGUCACUGGUGUUGACUCAAACUUUAGAGAUGUGACUUUGAGAGCUGCUGUUUCAACCAUCACUGAACUAAUGCAAACUGCUCCUACCACUGUCGUGGUUACGUGGACUCCACCACCAGAGGCCGCGGUGAAUGGAUACACAGUGCACUACCGUCUUGCCAGUGGUAAUGGCGGUGAUGGGACUAUGAACUGUUAGUCAAGGCUCCACCAGUACUCCAAUCAAUGAUCUCACUAAUGGAGAGACAUACACCUUUUCAAUUGAGGCUACUGCCAGCAACAUGCUACCUGGAGUAUCGGGGAGAUGACUAUUACACUGGCUCCUGACACUCCUGAAGGUGUGGUGACUACUGCAGAAUCAUCCUCAGUCACUGUGUCCUGGGGGGCUGUGGUUGAUGCUGACAGAUAUACUGUCACAUUCUCCAUGGCUCAGGGAACCAAUCAGCAGGGACUAUGUCCUACUGACUCUCAUACUGCCACUCUGACAGUCAGUGCUCCCUCCACUACUGUCAGUAUUGCUGUAGGAGGAGAUGUGGGGUCAACAGUGACUGAUGAGUUGAGAGCCUACACCACAUAUGAGGUGACUGUGGAGGCAGUCAGUGAUGUUCGAGGUACCAGUCGACCCAGUGGGACCAGGAGUGUUCUAACACCACAGACAAGUGCAAGAGAGGCUCCCGGGGAUGUGAGAGCAGAGGCUGAGAGCUCCACUGACAUCUCUGUCCGGUGGAGUGGCCUCUCCAACUGUAGACUGGUCAAUGGUCGAAUCACUGAGUACAGAGUUCAGUACGCAGCAUGCAAUACAAUGACUGAGGACUAUACAUUGGGAGAUGGUGAAGACUGGAGGAACGGAGGCCGAGUAACUCUGACCGGACUGACUCCCUCCACAAACUACUCCAUAUCAGUAGCUGCUGUGAAUGGGAAUGGAGAUGUUGGGCUCUACUCUGACCCUGUGACAACAAUGACACACCAAUAUAGUUGUGAAUCUGCUGAUAGUCUCCAGUCAUGUGGUUCAACUGGUAUGAUUGUUGGAAUGGUGAUAGGCCUCCUGCUUGGUGUAGCAGUGGGUGUCUCUGGACUCAUCGGUGGAGCAGUUAUUGUCAAAAGACACAGACCAGCUGCGGUCAAGGGAGAUAUGGCAACAGGGGCCAACCCAGCGUAUGGUAUGAGUGGUCCUCAUGGGAAACCAGCAGAGACUGAAGGAGAGUACGAGAUUCCUAAGUACACCCAGCCACCGUCUGGGGCUGAGGGGAUUUAUGAGGGUGUUUAUUGACAUAACCCCUACGUACAGCUACUUAGUAUACACUAAAAUAAUGUUUUUAGUCCAUGUAUGUGACAUGCAUUCUGUGUGGGCCUUUUUA